AGGUCAAUGUAUUUCACCUGUUCAAUCACAAACAAUUUAUAUGACAUUGGGAAAUAGUUGUCAGUCUGGCGUUAAGAGAAUAUCUGGUGUGCAUUUCCUGUGGGUUAUCUGUCUUGUGUUUACAUUGGCUACGAGUGAUCUUGAAAAUGGACUUCAAGGACUCUCGAGACGAGAAUGUUUCUCUUUCAAGUGUUAAUGGAAGACUGAUGAGGACAGCGAAAAGGAUUGUCCAAGUUCUGCUCAAUGCGCUACCAAUUCUACAUAUGAUCCC
This is a messenger RNA of Serpula lacrymans var. lacrymans S7.9, 271 nucleotides long. RefSeq lists its product as uncharacterized. The coding region runs from base 41 to 196 and encodes 51 amino acids. The transcript has a single exon. The record is from RefSeq and is a predicted model, not a curated record. NCBI's taxonomy places the organism in Eukaryota, Fungi, Basidiomycota, Agaricomycetes, Boletales, Serpulaceae.